GACCCAAAGAGAUCCAGCUACUGAUUAGCCACAAAGAAGGUCAGCUCGUACCUCAGAAAGUUCGCUCAAUCGGUGAUCUGGUGCUCUGGGAUGGCCCACUAGGCAAGACGGUCGGAGGCACGCACCCGAACCUCUUUGAGGAAGUUACUGUAACAGCUCAUACGUCAAAGACUCACUUUGCAAGAUCCAUGAGAACUGCGGCUGUUAAGUACAAUGAACUUACUUCUAAAGAGUCAGUUUCCCGUCAGUACACUAACCAACCUGAGGUCCAAUCCAAUACAGCCACCAGCAGCAAAGAGUUCCUAAAAUGGUGGAAAUGGGAGAGUAUUGGAGCCGCCUGUGAGCCAAAAUGUGGAGGUUGCCGCUGCGGGAACUGCCAGCCUGGAGGAAAAGAAAUGACACUCGCUGAAGAGAGAGAAAUGGAGAUCAUAAGAAAUGGCCUGACUUAUGUGACCGGAGAUGAACACAGCCCUGAACCACACUGGCACGCAAAGUAUCCGUGGACCGCAGAGCUGGAAUCUCUGCCCAACAACAGAAGAGCAGUAGAAGCAACUUUCCUCAGGACAGAAAAACAACUGUCGAAAGAACCUGAGUGGAAGACAGCCUACACCUCACAAGUUCACGAAAUGAUCGUUCGUAAAGCUGCAGUGAAGCUGUCCAAAAACCUUCUACAGAGCUGGACUGGGCCAGUGUGGUAUGUCAGCCACUUAAUUGCACCAAACCCACACUCUGUCUCCACCCCAGUGAGAUUGGUGUGGAACAGUAGUCAGAAGUACAGAGGUCUCAGCCUGAACGACAUGCUGAUCAAAGGUCCAGAUGUCCUGAAUCCAACAAGAGCCGUCCUGCUGAGGUUUCGUGCUGGGGUCUUUGCUGCGCUUGGUGACAUCCGUAAAAUGUACAACUCUGUCUGGUUGGAGGAGAGAGAGGUCCAUCUGCAUCGAUUUCUCUGGCGUGACACGGAAGAGUCUGAGAUAGAAGACUAUGCUAUCACCAGGGUAAACAUCGGAGAUAAACCUGCCGGUUGCAUCGCCCAGGUUGCCAUGCGAGAGACUGCCAACCUACCUCCAUUCAGUCACCUAAAAGAGGAAAGACGUGUACUUGAAGAAGAUGCAUAUGUGGAUGACAUCUUAACUUCUCACAACAACCUUGACCAUCUAAACCUCCUCACGUCUAACAUCGAACGCAUCCUGAGAGCAGGCGGGUUCUACAUGAAGCCUUGGGUCUAUUCAGGUCAAAGUGGGAGGAAGCCCAGAGAUGAGAAGACAGAGCACCCAGAGGUUAUGAUCCUGCCAAACCAGCUCACCGAAGAUGACAACAAAGCCCUUGGCCUAGGCUACACAAUAGACGACGACAAACUCCAUGUUAUGGCUGCAGUAAACUUCUCUAAAAAGAAGAAAAAGAUGCGCCUCGGCCAAGACCUGCUUAAGGAAGAAGUAAGAACCCAAACUCCAGAUCCGCUGACAAGAAGACAACUGCUGAGCCAAGUCUCUGGACUAUAUGACCCCCUUGGACUUGUGACUCCUGCAAAACAAAAAGGGGCCAUUCUUGUCAGGAGAGCCUUUCAGGAAGCAAAAGCAAAGUACUCUUUAGAAGAAGACACCUGGGAUGCUGCCUUAUCCAAAGAACUCAGAGAAGACGCCAUACAACUGCUCGAAGAAUAUGCUGUCCUGAGCCAACUUCGAUUCACUCGCUCCCUGACUCCAUUAGAUCCUUGCGCACAACCAAUUGGCAUUACCUUUUCAGAUGGCAGCGAACACGCAUAUGGUGCUGUGAUGUACCUUCGUUGGAGCUGCAGCGAUGGUGUCGUCGUGAGACUGGUCGAGUCUAAAGCCAAGCUGACUCCUCUUGACCACAAAGGUGAUCCUGUUAAAGCAGAGAUAUGUGGAGCAGUCUUUGCAGCUCGACUGAAGAACUAUUUCCAGAGACACUGCAGAAUUGACGUCAAGGAGUGGUUUCAUCUUGACAGUCAGACAGUCCUGGGCGCCAUUCAGCGUGAGAGUUAUGGUUACCAGACCUUCGCGAAUCGAGUAGGUGAGAUCCAGAGCAGCACGAACGUUGACGACUGGUGGUGGAUUCCAGGACAAACAAAUAUCGCGGACAUCAUCACCAGAGGGGCCAGUCCUGAACUUUUGACUGAGGACUCGGAGUGGCAGUCGGGUCCAAAGUUUCUUAAACUCCCUACAGAUGAGUGGCCGAAGAAAUCCGCCAGAGACGUUGCUGCACAAGCCAGAGACAAUGUCGCUAAAAUCCAGAAAAAGACUUUUACAGCAAUAGUUACCAAGACUCACCUGAAAGACCAUAAUCUAGUCAAAGACUCCAGAAGACCACCUGCAGGAACAACAAUCAAAGAGCUGGUAGACGAAAGGCGCUUCAGUGAUCUGAGGAAACUGGUCAAGACCAUUGCAUUCAUCUGGAGAGCAGCAAAAAAGUUUUUACAUGUCAAGACCAAAGACAAAGAAAAGUGGGAGGCAGUACAGUCAUCGGGUGUCAUCACAGUCUUUGAAAGAGAAGAUGCAUUCAGAGACCUUUGCCUGGCGGCACAACAGGGCGUGAACUUUCAAAGUACCACAACAGACAGGCUCGUUGUCUACAGAGACCAGUCAACUGGACUUUUAGUGUGUGGUGGCAGAAUCCAGACUUUCAAAGAGGAUGUAAAAGCUGUUCCCCUUCUACCAUUCCAAGCCUGGAUCUCUACCCUCUUAGCCAGAGAAGCUCAUGGAGAGGGGCAUGAAGGAGUGGCUGGAACCCUACUGAGAAUGAGGAGGAAGGCAUGGGUCAUCAAGGGAAGAAUUCUCGCCCAAAAGGUCGUAAUCAAGUGCAUCCUCUGCAAAAAGGCCAAAGCGAGAACCUGUCGGCAAAUCAUGGGGGACUUACCUGAGGAAAGAUCAAGUCCUGCUGCACCAUUUCAGUUUACAUCCGUUGACCUGUUUGGACCAUACCAUGUAAAGGAUGAUAUAAAGAGGCGAGUGACCAUGAAAGUAUGGGGCGUCGUUUUCUGCUGUAUGUCCAGUCGAGCCAUCCACGUUGAACUAGCAAAUACGCUAUCAACAGAGAGCUUCUUGCUUGCCUACCAGAGGUUCACUGCCGUCCGAGGCCACCCCCGAAAAAUCUGGUCUGACUCAGGCACAAACUUUAUAGGAGCAAAACCUAUACUAAAGGACAUGUAUAGUUUCCUGAGAGAGCAAAACGAAGCAUCACUAGAAGAAUAUGCCACCAGAAAUGGAACCCACUGGACAUGGAAGAUCCACCCUGCUGAUUCACCUCACAGAAACGGGGCUGCUGAAGCUGCUGUUAGAGUCACCAAAAGAGCUCUGUUGAGUCUUCGCAAGGUAGAAGGCCUUACUUUCAGCGAGUUCCUAACAACACUUCAGCUAGAUUCCAACCUAGCCAACGAAAGACCCAUUGAUGCCAAAAUCCAGAGUCAAGAGGAACGCAUAGAGUCCAUCAGUCCAAACACCUUGCUGCUUGGUAGAGCCUCAACGAGUGGAGACUUCAAGUCAUUUGAUUACACCACCUACCCUCUGAAGAGACUAAAGGAAAUUCAAAGCCAAGUCAACUACUUCUGGAAGUCCUGGAGCCAACUGGCCGGUCCCAAUCUAUUCAUUCGCAGUAAGUGGCAUACUGCUGAAAGGAACGUUGCCGUUGGAGAUGUCGUUUGGCUCUGUGACCAGAACGCAUUACGAGGUCAGUUCAAGCUUGCAAGAGUGGUUGGUGUGAGUACUGACAAGAGAGGUGUUGUUCGAGAUAUCUAUGUAAAGGUCUCCCCAAGUUAUGGUGCUUUCAGUGUGGUGAGGUCUCCAAAGCCAGUUCCUGUCGCUGGAGAUUCUGAAUCCUCAAAGAGCUGUCAGAGUACCAUCCUGCAUCGAGACGUCCGACGCCUCGUUGUCCUCUUGCCAGUGGAGGAGCAAGUUCAUAGAGACCAGCUCGCCUGAGGAAGUACGAUCUUUCAGGACAGUGCCACAAGAUCGAGUGGGAGGUGUCACGCUGAUCAGCGGAGGUGGUUGCCUCGCUGUGACCUGGAGUGCGCAGUGCCUCACAUGAACGCGCAGCACCUCACACAUGAGCGCGCAGCAGCCUGCGUGCGCUCAGCACGGAGGACAAUACACGCGCGCCGUUACCAGCUGAACUGAAUGAACGCAAUCAGCGCGGAAGCUGGGAACGCUUAAAACGGCAUUUCACCACUGCUUGUGUAAGAACUGAGCUGGAUGACGGCAGUUUCCACGAACUUGGAUGCUAAACUCAAACCACUGCGUGAGUGGGGCUUGGACUAUAAAGGGCUACUGGUUUUUCACCUAUCCCCACUCUACCUACUUCCUACUUCCUAUUUUCAACAAUGUUCAAUAACUUCCAACUACUACCACCUACUGCCAACUACUGUUGCUAAUAAAAGACUUGGAAAGAGUGAAA
Messenger RNA from Oryzias latipes (Japanese medaka), 4407 nucleotides. RefSeq lists its product as uncharacterized. The record is from RefSeq and is a predicted model, not a curated record. Gene Ontology annotation, molecular function: nucleic acid binding. Lineage: Eukaryota; Metazoa; Chordata; Actinopteri; Beloniformes; Adrianichthyidae. Gene Ontology annotation, biological process: DNA integration.